UAAUUUUUAUACUUUUUAAGGACGAAUAAAACUUCUAAUUGGCUGGGCCGAAAAGAAAGCAUAGCCCGGCCUUUCAGCUAUAGCCCGAAGCCCCAAAAUCCAUUUUCUCCGGCACUAGAUCAAAACGCAGACUAUAAAAUCUUUUCGGAGGAGCGCGGGAGAGUGUUGUUUGUGUUUCUCUCACAACUAAAAUCAAAACCUACAGAAAUGGAGAUUUCGUCAGUUCAAAAUCUUUGUAUACAUUUAAUUUCUGCUGCAUUUCAAAGAUGCCGUGUAUCAGAAGAUCUGUGCAGACUAUCGGUUGGUCUUAAAUGCUGUGCAGCUCACGAUCCUUCAAAUGUUCUAAUCACAAUAUCAGAUACUGGUAUUGGUAGCUGCUUGGAGGAAUUGCAGGACCUAAAAUUCUCUAGGGAGUUUGUUGAAGCCAAAAAGUGGGAUGGAGUGCUUUCAGUCAAAACAACUAAUAUAUGUGAUGAUGAGAUACAUCAUUAUCAUUUAAACCUAAAAGAAAGCAUUUCUACUAGAAGGCUGAUUCGGCUUCCUUCAAAUCCCAAGAACGGUGUGAAAUUCAGUGGGACUGAAGUAUAUCUGUCCAGUUCCGAAUGCAUUGAUGUUUUACUGGCAGAGUUCAUUUGCUUCUUUCAAAAGAUACUCAUUCUGAAGAUUCCUAAUGUUGCAGUUGAACUGGUACUCAAACAAGAGGAUGUUCCUGGAUCACAACAUGAAAAUAUUCUUUUAGUGAGUGAGUGCAAUCCGCUAUCUCUUUCAACCUCAUUUGUUGAUAGAUUGAAGUCAGGCUUUAAAGACUAUGUUUUAAAGAGUGGAAAUAGUUUGCAGAGGAAAUGUGAAUCUUGCCUUCCAAGUUGGGAACAGCAGAAGGUUGGAGGUGGAGUAGCAUGCUGCUCAGAAAGUCAUAAGAGUCCUGGCCUCGUGAUGGAAGUAGUAAUUAUAAUUAGUGAAUUAUCUGGGGCAAGAUGUCCUUGCUUCAGGGCAUGCAGUGCUAAAACUGAGGUUUUGUAUUUUAACGAUUUCUCACCCUGUUCGAUAAACCAAUCCUCUCUUAAUGUGUUGACUACUAUUGACUGGAAAAGUUAUGGGUUGGUGUUGGGAAGGGUUGUGGAUCAAGGAGGCAAUGUGAUGCUAGAAUGGGAAAACCUACCUCCUCGUAGUCAUAUUGAUAUGGUCAUCCAUUGCUACCAUAAGCAAUUGCUGCAGUUUAGCCAAAAGACUCAACCUGAUGGGAAACUCCUAAAAAAGGCUAUUAAACUUGCUUUGGAAGAUUUGAAGGAGAAAAAUGCAGGAAUGCUUCUAAGUGCACAUACCCUUAAGAUACGCAGUUAUGCCCCUGACCUCGCAAGAACCAUUGCUGGCCUCAUCUUGACAUCUAAUGACACAGAAUUUCAAGAAGAAUGCUUCUCUCUUCUUGGCUUGCCGUACCAAGAUAAUGAAGGUGAACUUCUUGAAGAGUGUAUUAAGGAAAAGAUCAUUUCAGUCAUAGAAAUGAAUGAUAGGAAGCCAGAGAGAAGGAAAGAGAUUGCACAUUAUCUUUUUGAAGAUGACUGCCUCCAGGAACCGAGCUUUGACGAUGAUGGAUAUGAUAAAGGUGAGCAUCUGUUUAGCUCCUUGGAUUACUAAAUAAAAAUAAAGAUCUAAACUAGAUUUUCUUGCUUUCUUUUUGGUUAUUGCGUUCUCUUAUUGUAAAGUUGAAAAGAGUUUGUUACAUAGAUAAAUGGGGGGUGAGUGGUGUUAUAUA
Messenger RNA from Mangifera indica (mango), 1753 nucleotides. RefSeq names its product type 2 DNA topoisomerase 6 subunit B-like. Gene Ontology annotation, biological process: reciprocal meiotic recombination; meiotic DNA double-strand break formation. The record is from RefSeq and is a predicted model, not a curated record. The coding region runs from base 208 to 1635 and encodes 475 amino acids. The transcript has 12 exons. Gene Ontology annotation, cellular component: condensed chromosome. Gene Ontology annotation, molecular function: protein-macromolecule adaptor activity. NCBI's taxonomy places the organism in Eukaryota, Viridiplantae, Streptophyta, Magnoliopsida, Sapindales, Anacardiaceae.